Vitrella brassicaformis is the source of this 1528-nucleotide messenger RNA. The record is from the annotation of a GenBank genome assembly. NCBI's taxonomy places the organism in Eukaryota, Vitrellaceae.
AGGCGAUCACGCAGCAUAAUGAAACACACCAGGGACACCGAAAGGGAGAGAGAGGACUCAUCCAGUCAGCCAAGUCGUUUCCUAGCUAGCUAGCAAGACACAAUCCAUCCAUCCAUCCGUGACCGGCCAUGAGAUUAUCAGACAGACCGACAGCUGCACACACAUGGAUCGAUCGAGCAGGCCAACCGUUCACAAAUCACACACAUCCACACACACGUCCAUGAAUGAUGCGAUGCAUCCUACCAUCCGGCCGGCCGCGCAAACUUAUGGACAAGGCAGCCAGGCACCCAUGCAGCGAACGAAUCCAUGUGUGUUGUGUUGUUGUGUAUGUGUGACCUCCUCCCCCCCCCUCUCUCUCUCUCUCUCUCUCCCUCUCUCUCCUCGCCCCUCUGUCUACCUGUAGGAAGUCCCCUGUAUGUACAUAUUCAUCCGUUGGCUGCAACAGACACCACACAAACGCACACACACAACAGGCGGGAAGCCAUAAAUUGACAAGCGGGGGCGCUCUUACUUACCACGCAUUUACCCUCCGCUGCGUCGCAAACGCAGCCGGCUCUUGCUUCGGAGCGGAGGCGACCGCAUUCAGCUCCAUCAAUCCUCAGAGUUCCAUCCUCCCGGCCCUGGCACUCUUGGUUAUUGUACUCGUUCGUGCACGCUGACGCACACACUCACAAACACACGAACGAGCGCAUGAAUGGAGUCCGCACAUAUCAUGAGUUAGUUCGUUACGUACGAUUGUCGUCCUGCUCGGCGCUGCGGUCCACUUCGAGCGACUCGAAGGCAUCCCACACUGCCUCGCUCGGGAGAUCAGCCGGGAAGUUCCUGAGAGAGCAAGAGAGUGAGGGAAUGUGCUGUCGCCCUCGGCUCACUUACCGUGGCCCCUUGGUGAUGGAUGCCAUCUGUCGGUGGGCGCUGUUGAUGCUGUCGAGGGCGGUCUGGGCCAUCUUGUUGGCCUCGUCGCCCAUCUUACGGGCCGUGUCGCCCAUCUUGUUGGCCGCCACCAUCAUGGUUUUGGCCUGCUGCACCUGCUGCUGCGCAAACGACAACGCACCUACACACACACAACACACAGACGCACACGCCAUGGAGCACAGAUGCAUCCAUCCAUAGAUGCAUUCCAUCCCUUACCUGUCUUGCUAUGGGUGCAGGUGGUCUCCAGGUGGGAGAUCUCGCCACUACGCCCGACAAACGACGCACCUGCACACAGCGGACAGGUAGGUCAGCCACAUGUGAGCCAGGAGUGAUGUGUGGGCCAUAGAUCUCCGUCGCGCAGGUGCAUUCGCCCACCAGAGAGGUCGGUAUCGCAGUCUUUGCCAACGCAGUCGCCCUUGCGGGUGGCAGAGUCCACCACCACAGCCGAUACGGUCGCCAACGCAAUGAGGACCGCAUACUUGCUCGCCAUGACCGUCAUCGCUGCCAACAAGCCACUACUUAUCGCUAUCUCGGAUGCGCAAACGUCAGCAAACGAUGCGCACACUUUCUCUCAGCAAACGCAGAGAAAGCGAGAGAUUUGUGGGGAAACUCGCUU